This is a messenger RNA of Mugil cephalus (flathead mullet), 3913 nucleotides long. RefSeq names its product lysophosphatidic acid receptor 6-like. Gene Ontology annotation, cellular component: membrane. The record is from RefSeq and is a predicted model, not a curated record. Gene Ontology annotation, molecular function: G protein-coupled receptor activity. Bases 2656 to 3642 code for a protein of 328 amino acids. The transcript has a single exon. Gene Ontology annotation, biological process: G protein-coupled receptor signaling pathway; behavioral response to pain. NCBI's taxonomy places the organism in Eukaryota, Metazoa, Chordata, Actinopteri, Mugiliformes, Mugilidae.
AAGUACUGUGGUUGGCUGUGCUGUGCUGUGUACGUUGGUGUGGUCCACAGCUACACUGCUCUUGCCAAUACUACACGAACAAAGUUGAUGGCUUCUACAUUUGUCACCUCUGUAGAAAGUUGAGUGUUGAAACAUAAAGGAAUGUCAAGGUGUUUAUAUGCCCUGUUGCAUUUCUGCAUACACAACAAACUUGGAGCACUUGGUAAUCAAAUCCCACACAGGCAUGCUUUGGAAAGUUACUCAUAUUUGACACUGACUAGCAGUGAAAACACAGCCCACAGUGAAAAUGGAAUACAGUGGAACUUGAAUGCAUGUGAAAUAUUUGUUCCAUCCUGUAAAAUCUGUGUGCUGCAAGACCGAGCACUGCUGCAUUCCUUUUGUGAGGUUUGCCCCGAGGGUCUGCACUGACAAGGGUAGUCACCAGUGCAAUGGUGAGAAAGACUAUGAAAACGGAGCAGGCAAGCGACAACACGCCCCUCUUUUAAGGAGAAGAGUUCGAAGGGAUUGUAGCAGUUGUGACAUAAAGAUACUUGUCAUGAGAUCUUUUUUCUUUAAACUAGUUUAUGCAAUCAGAAAUUUAACACCACGCCACUAUAGCAUAUUAAAACAUACACACACCAGCCAGUUCACUUAGCUACACUGGUUCAAAUUAAUUCAUUCUAAUAUGACGUAAACUUUCUAACCGUUGUAACGUUCAGAUCAUGUUGAAACAGCGUCGUAAGGUGGUAAAUCAACUAGAUGAUCAUUGUGGAGGAUGUCAUUUGUGGCGCUGUUAAACUGAACUGAUGUAAACAGGAAGACACCUAGUUCCCAAUGAAACAGAAGUGUGAAACUGAUGUGUGUUUCUGUUAAGCCUACCCCAAUGACUAAAAUGCAGUUGUAAAAAUAAUUAAAACAUGUGUUAGAACUAUUUCAUUUUCACUAGUAUACCUAAAGAACUGGCAAGUGAGUGCACACUUCUCAAACUAGAAUUUGUAGACUUGGUUUAUCUUACUCUUACUUCUAAAUUAACAGUUAAGUUAAAAACAGAUAAAACAUAAAUUGACCCUUUUACAACACUAAAUUGAACUUUUCACACCCAGUUUUUUCUUAGGUACAUUAUGUGAAUAAUUAAAUGUGUCUUUGACUGGUUAAGAUAAAUUUGAAAUAAAAAUGUUUAUCUCAGGUGCUCUCCAGGGCGGACAUCUACACCGACUUCUUCUUUCCCAAGAGCUCCGUACCCAAAUCUGACACGCACAAUACAAUGUACAAUUACAGCACCUUCUGUCAGUGAGUUACUGCUAUUCUAUAUCAGCAGACUAGAAAAUAUAGUUAACCAUCAACUCCAACCAUCCGUGCAGCUUUUGAACCAGGGGUCGUAAACAUGAAGGUAAUGAAACAACCUGCACUUAACUCUAACAUUAAUUAAGAAACCUUUAAGCUCAGAGAGAAAACUACCAGUAGUUGGUUAAUUUCAUUUAAUCCUUGAAGCAACCUAGUGAUGAAAACCUUUGAAGCUCUCUAAACACAUAAAAUGUCAUUCAAAUUUGUCAGCAAUAAACUGCUUAGUGUGUGAAGAAAGGAGAGUGGGGAGAUAGAGCUGGAGAUAGGAAGAGAGAAAGGGAGAGAGACCACACCACCACUGUAGGUGUGAACUGCUCCAGUCAGUAGCAUGUGCACUCUUUCAUCGUACUACUAAGUUAUCCUGUUGGUGAACACCAGCUCACUGGAGACAUAACGUUAGAACGCUGCCACCGCAUUGAUCCUGCUGCUGGUGAGUGAUCAAGUUUCAUCUGUUUUAAUAUUCUCUACUGAUGUGUCAAAACUGAUUUUUAUUCAUGCAUUAAGAAAUGCCACUUUUAAAUCUAAUGCCUGACGUCAUCAGACCUUUGUGGAAAAUUUAAAGACUUGCACACAGCUUAGAAUUAUAUUUUUUCUGGAUAUACAGGUUUUAGCUUUUAACUGGCUUUUGCAGUUAAAGAACCAAAUAAAGGCAAAAAAGGUAACAAUAAUAUUAAGGAUGCCAAUCAACUACUAACUAGAACUAUUAACAUUAUGACAGUAACUCUAAAGCACACAAAGCAAUGAAAAAUUAUAUGUCAGGAAAAUAAAAUACCUAUAAAUUCAUUUACAAAAAAUAAAUAAAAUGGGAGGUUGGUCCUAAAAGUCCUACGAAACUGCUUUAAAAAAUGUCCCAAAAAGUGUCACAUAUGUGAUGACUUAUAUGAAACAUUAGUGUGACUGCAGCAAAAUGUUAACUGAAAGAUGUUUAAAUGGAGAUUUGCUUAUCCACCAUGAACAUAGUUAAAUUAACACAUCUUAUGAUCUCAACAAGUGACUAACUUUAUGAGUUUCAGUAAAUUCGUAUUAAACUCUGCAUGUAAUGAAAGCAAACGUUUACCUGUUUUAUGAGGAAAAGAGGUUGUAUGCAAACUUAACUGUCUAUGUAUUUGAAGCCAUUCGUGUGCAUUCUCAUCACCCCAGCAAAUGUACAUACCAUAAAAUGUGACGGUUUGACCUGAUUAAUGUUUCACUUGCCACAGGUUUAAUUGUUCCAACAGAGGCCACCGAACAUGCUCCUUCCUUUCAUCAUAUGCUCACUUCAACCAACUGAAUCUCCAGAUAUGUCAGCAACACAGUGAUGUAAAGACUGGGAAUUGAAAUUCAUUUUGAAAUAUGGAGCUGUGGAAUAUGACUGAUUUAACAGACAAGCCAACCUCAGCUUUGUUGAACUGUACUGUGGACACAAGCUACCGCUUCACCUUCUACCAAGUGUCCUACAGCAUCAUCUUCCUACUGGGUUUGGUCACCAACAGCUUGGCUCUACGCAGACUGUGUCUAUCUUCCUGCACCAUGAACAGCACAGCCAUUUACAUGGCGAGUUUAUCAACCGCUGACUUGUUUUUUGUGAUCUCUCUCCCUCUGAGAAUCUACUACUAUCACCAAAAAGCUCAAGCUUCCAAUACGGGAGUUUGGUCCGGUUGGACUCCCGGGGUGGCUUACUGCCAGCUCACUUUCUCCCUCAAAUACAUCAGUUUGUAUGGGGGCAUCUUCUUCUUGGUGUGCAUUGCUGUGGAUCGUUACUUUGCUGUAGUGCAUCCCCUUGCAUCAACACUCCGCAGGUUGCGUGUCGCACAGAUGGUAAGCGGGGGGAUCUGGUGCCUGGUGCUAGGGCUCAGUGUGAGUCUCCCUUUGUUGCAUUUGGCAGCCACUCACCAUAACCAGGGCUGUCUGCUGGACCCUUCCUCACAACGCCACCGCACCAUCAUCCUGGUGUCCCUGGGCUUAGUCAUGGUGUCAUUUCUGCUGCCCACUCUGCUGCUCCUCUACAGCUACUGCAGGGUGCUGAGCGUGCUUGGCCAACCGAGACGCCGCUGCCGCAGCAAUCACCACAACCGCCGGCACACUCUCAGGGUUAUUUACUGUGUGCUGGGUGUCUUCCUGGUGUGCUUCCUCCCCUAUCACAUUAACUUGCUGGGAUAUACCCUGACACAUCUGAAGUUGCUGCCUCAUUGUGGUCUAGCCAAGGUGACCAAAUAUAUGCAGCCCGUGGUACUUUGUCUAGCCAGUUUCAACUGCUGCCUCAACCCACUCAUCUAUUACUUCUCCAGUAGCCUGGUGCAUAAGGAGGUGCCUGGUGGUGGAGGCAGUGGGAGCCAGUGACACAGUAAUAAACAAGAAAAUCUACAGUAUAUGUAUAGACCACAAAUAUAUAAAACUGUCAGUUUUCAUAUAUUAUGCUGUUGCCCCUAAUGCACAAUUUUCUGUUAUAAAUAUGUGUCAGUACCCAGUGUGAAAUAUUGAUAUUACAUGUUUUUCAUAUUUUGGGAUUGUUCCUAUAUCGAGCAUUCUUUAGUAGUUUAUAUUCAUUUUAUGUUAUUCUUAAAAUGUAGUAAUUGUCUUGUCAAAACCAAUAAAAGGAUUGGUAUGUUCA